AUGGUCAACUCCUGUUGUGGCUCCAUCUGCUCUGACCAGGGCUGUGGCCAGGAGACUUGCUGCUGCCCCACCUGCUGCCGCCCCAGCUGCUGUGUGUCUAGUUGCUGCCGUCCCAGCUGCUGUGGAUCUAGCUGCUGCCGCCCCACCUGCUGCCAGACCACCUGCUGCAGGACUACCUGCUGCCGCCCCAGCUGCUGUGGUUCCAGCUGCUGCCGUCCCUCUUGCUGUGGAUCUAGCUGCUGUGGUUCUGGUUGCUGCCGUCCCUCUUGCUGUGGAUCUAGCUGCUGUGGUUCCAGCUGCUGCCGACCCACCUGCUGCCAGACCACCUGCUGCAGGACUACCUGCUGCCGCCCCAGCUGCUGUGGUUCCAGCUGCUGCCGUCCCUCUUGCUGUGGAUCUAGCUGCUGUGGUUCUGGCUGCUGCCGUCCGUCUUGCUGUGGUUCUAGUUGCUGUGGUUCUGGCUGUUGCCGCCCCACCUGCUGCCAGACCACCUGCUGCAGGCCCUCCUGCUGUGGAUCCAGCUGCUGCUGUCCCUCCUGCUAUAGCUCCUGCUACCCUCACACCUGUGGCUGCCUGCAUCCAGUCUGUGGCCAAGUCUCCUGCCACACCAAUUGCUACCGCCCAACCUCUGUCAUCUCCACCUGUCCCCGCCCCAUGUGCUGCGCCUCCCCUGGCUGCUGA
This is a messenger RNA of Cynocephalus volans (Philippine flying lemur), 681 nucleotides long. RefSeq names its product keratin-associated protein 4-12-like. Bases 1 to 681 code for a protein of 226 amino acids. Gene Ontology annotation, cellular component: keratin filament. The record is from RefSeq and is a predicted model, not a curated record. NCBI's taxonomy places the organism in Eukaryota, Metazoa, Chordata, Mammalia, Dermoptera, Cynocephalidae. The transcript is spliced from 2 exons.